AUGUUUGGAGUUCGCAAGGAUAUGCAUAGGACUCAGUCCACCACAAACAUUGGCAUGGCAGGAAAUGAAGUUUCCAAUGUGUUGUUUCGUCCUGCUAGUCUUCAGGUUCUUUCAUUCGUAGCAUCAACUUGCAAACCACUCGGAACUAGCGGACAGUUUGCAUCGGCUACUAAGAUCGUGGGUAGAUUCCAGCAUCUUAGAACAAUCUCCAAACUCUUGCCCUGUCUAUGCGAGUACAUUGAUAUCUCUAAAAACUCUCAUGGUCGGAUCUAUGUUGUUUCAGAAGGUGUGACAGGAUGCGUUUCUUUACAAGAUCUGAUAUCAUCAUGUCCAGCUAAAAACAUCAGAUCCAUUGAAAGGCUGUCUCGGUGGACCAGAGAACUGGUUCAUGCGCUUAUGUAUCUGCAUGCCAAUGGACUGAUACACAGAAAUAUUCACCCAAAACAUAUUUAUGUGGACAAGUCGGAUCACAUCAUUAUAUCAAACUAUGGACUUUACUACCUGACUGGAAACGGCCAAGAUGUCACCUUUCCCAUCGGAUAUCCGCACUAUCUUUCUCCAGAAACUAUUGCAGCAGGUCCUUGUUUUGCCAUGUCAUCAUCUCCAAAGGCGGACGUAUGGAGUCUAGGGAUCUUGCUAUUGGAAUUAUACUUUGGACCAGAGUUUUUAAACACAGAUAUAUCCGAUACUGGACAAGUAUUAAAAACAAUACUGGCGUGGAAAUCACCUAGUUCUAGAUUUCUCCAAUCAGAUAGUCUUGUCGACAUCAAUUUAAAACAUUUCAUCUACGAAUGUUUGGAAUUUACACCCUCAAAGCGAGCAAGUGUUAAUGCACUAGCCAAUCAUCCAUUUCUUCAACAUAUUUCAGCAAAUAAGUUGGACAUAGGUCCAGAACAAUUAAAACGAUCUCGAUAUCAUGCAGAUGUUGCAUGGGUUGCCAAACCAUAUUUAUACGAGUCCAAACUGGCACAGCGAGCGAGUGCCAUUGCAGUUGAUGACCCAUCUGCAAAAGAUACGACUGCCACUACUAGAUUGCCGUUAUUUCAAAAAGCUAAUCUUUCUACUACACCAAGUCUGGCAAACUCACCGACCCGAUCGUACAGAUACCCACUCACCUUGUUUGAACUUUUUCACUACUGGAAAAUGCUUGGUGGCGAUUUGGAAGCUCUUGUUUUAAAACAACAAGGAGUAUCAAACAUUCCUGCACUAUUUAAGCUUCCAACCGUUGUCCGUAUCGGCGAAAACGUUGAAGAAAAACUUCAAAGCUCUUUGGUUCAUUUGAGAGCCAAUCUGUUUCGAGAUGCUUUUGUGGACGUGCCUGUUGAAGCCGUGCUGUCCAAGAUUGAUUUUUUUGAAAGUAGUUUGUUUAGUCAAGAUGGGAUUGUUUCUGGUCGGUCAUAUAACGGCGUAGGAGAUAUAUAUCGCGAUGAGUGGAGACAUAUAACAAACUUUACAGCGUUGGAGUUGGAUGCUAUUUGGGAAGCAUAUUUGACUGCUCAAGGAUCAGGAUCAAAUGGUUUGUUACAGUUGGCACUUUCAGCCAGAGAGUCUGAUAUGCGGUAUCAGUAUCACCGCACCAAACUCAUGUAUGGGCUACUGUGCGCGUAUCCAACUUCAAUCGACUCAAUUCAAUAUGAAGCAGUUUCUGAUAUUCCACCAUUAUUAAGAGGAAAGAUUUGGGCUGCAUUGCUUAAUGUCACUGGUGAUACAGAUGCAGCAUAUGGUGCAAUUGAUAAAGAAACAGAAGCCGAAACUGACCGACAGUUGGAUCUUGAUAUUCCUCGUUGUCAUCAGUAUAACGAGUUGCUAUCGUCUCCAAUUGGACACCAGAAAUUGAAAAGAGUGCUUAAAGCGUGGAUUGAAAACGAAAAAGGUCAACAUGUAUACUGGCAAGGUCUGGACUCAAUGUGUGCUCCUUUUCUGGUUUUGAAUUUUGACGAUGAAGCAUUAGUAUUUGCCAGUAUGACUGCAUUCAUAUCCAAAUACUGCCAUGGCUUUUUUGUUCAUGAUAACUCCAAGCUUAUGAGAGAAUUUAUGCUUGCAUUCAGAUACAUUCUUUCUUUUCAUGAUCCUGAACUGUCUGCGCAUUUAUACACGAUUGGUCUCGGUCCAGAGUUAUUUGCAAUCUCAUGGUUUAUGACGCUAUAUGCUCAUGUAUUCCCACUUGACAAAAUCUAUCAUUUGUGGGACUAUUUUUUGGUCGCACCACCGUUUAUAUUUAUAUAUGUCGGUGUGUUUAUUUUACAGCAACACCGCGAUCAACUUUUGCAAAGCGAUUUUAGCCAAGCCAUGCUUUUUUUUUCUGAAAUGCCUUCAAUUGACGUUGAAAAGUGUAUAGUUUAUUCUAUCCAGGCUGUAAAGAUUACUCCACCGUCAUUACUCAGCCAUCUUCAUUUAGCACAUACUGCAUCGCCGCAGGAUCCAAAUAUGCUUUUUGCAACAAAACGUUUUUCGUUUAUGAGCAGCAAAAAAGGGAUUGUUGGUAGACUUGGUAUUGAUGAUUUGAUUCAAAUGCGUAAGCACUCUGUUCUUCUUGAUAUCCGCAGGCUUGACAUGUUUCAACGUGGACACAUAGCUGGGUCCCUUCAUCUUGACACGAGUCAAGUCACGUCGGUUUCAUUUGGACUCAAGAUUAAUAUAUCAAGAAGUAGAUAUAUUGUUCUUAUUUCGGACGAUGAACAAGACGGGGAAGAUUAUGCACUGAUGCUGAUCAAGGAAAAGCAACCCCGAGUUUCAUUGAUGGUUAUACAGGACCCUGAUGUAUUGACUGAGCAGCGUAUCGUAGUGUGUACUUGUGUGUCUCAGCUGAUUGGAUCAAAUGGAAGUAGUCCAGGAAUGUCCCGGUGUACUCAAUGA
Batrachochytrium dendrobatidis JAM81 is the source of this 2856-nucleotide messenger RNA. RefSeq lists its product as uncharacterized. The coding region runs from base 1 to 2856 and encodes 951 amino acids. Gene Ontology annotation, molecular function: protein kinase activity; ATP binding; GTPase activator activity. NCBI's taxonomy places the organism in Eukaryota, Fungi, Chytridiomycota, Chytridiomycetes, Rhizophydiales. Gene Ontology annotation, biological process: protein phosphorylation; activation of GTPase activity. The record is from RefSeq and is a predicted model, not a curated record. The transcript has 14 exons.